Molecule: messenger RNA, 1980 nt
Organism: Alternaria infectoria
Lineage: Eukaryota; Fungi; Ascomycota; Dothideomycetes; Pleosporales; Pleosporaceae
Exons: 2
Coding region: 1-1980 (659 amino acids)
Biological process (GO): cleavage in ITS2 between 5.8S rRNA and LSU-rRNA of tricistronic rRNA transcript (SSU-rRNA, 5.8S rRNA, LSU-rRNA)
Cellular component (GO): nucleus
Molecular function (GO): polynucleotide 5'-hydroxyl-kinase activity
Source: RefSeq, a predicted model, not a curated record
AUGUCAACAUCCAAAGUCAGUAUGUCAGGGAAACGGAAGAGAGGGGAAGAUGUGGCUGCUGGUGCGCCCAGCGCAAAGCCGCUCACUGCGAUUGCGGCUGCUCGACUAAAAGCGGAAGCUGCCGCCCAAGUUGUGAAUACACCUCAAGUUGCGCUGGAGCAGAUUCCUGUGCCAACGAGCCCGUUGCUUGAUGCUGCAAAAUCUGAGCACGGAGGUUCAGAUGAAGAGGAGACCCAUGCGCCCGUACAUCGGAAUAUCAAGCUUUGCAACUGGCGCAACGAACCCCAAAACAUCCUGUCAGAUACCGACACCGAACUCACCAUCAACCUGAACAAACACGCGACUAUAACACUGAUAGGCACUUUUGAUUUGACAGUUCUACGAGGCGCCGUCAACAUCAAUGGUGCUAAUAUUGGAACAGUCAGUCGUGAUGGACAGAAAAACCAGGUUCAUCGAGCGUGCGUGCCGGCCACGCACCCUAUGUCUAAGAUUCGCGGACUAGAUGGUACGAACCACAUCAGGUUCAAGACUUGCAAGAUAUCUGCCCCCCUCGCAAACGUCAGUCCACUCUUUGACGGUAUCUGGAGCGAUUCAACGGAUCGUUCGUUCCGAGUUGUAACCAACUCAGACGCGGAUACACUUUCUCGGCCAUUACGUCCUGAAGUGACACCCGAAGACUGGCUCCGCGCAAUCGAAGACUGUGCUAGCAACCCAUCUAUCACCGUAGUGACUGGAUCACCUAGCUCAGGCAAAUCAACAUUCGCUCGGCGGCUCGUAAAUCGCUCCCUUACAGGUCUAGGCAAGACCGCUCCCUCUGUACCAGCUGUAUGCUGGAUGGAUCUCGACCCGCAAAAACAAGAGCAUGUCCCCGCAGGUCAAGUCUCUCUUGCCAUAGUGAGAGAUCUGAACCUGGGCCCAAGUUUCACACACCCCUCUAUUGUACCAGGACCAAAAGAAGCGAUGAGGAAUGAGCUUAUCCGCGCACAUCCAAUUCCGGCGAAUUUCGCCAACUACGCAGACUACUAUCAGUCUUGCGUUGAGGAUCUCUUCCUGGCAUACAGAAACCUUUCCUCGCGGGAUUCCUUUCUCCCACUAGUUGUCGACAUACCCGACUUCCUCUACUCUUCACAUUUCGACCUCCUAACAAAGCUGCUGGCCAGAAUCAAACCACACAAUGUCGUACAUCUCGGGGAUACGCGGGCCAUCGACACCGAAACUGCGGCAAAGCUGCAUUUGCUUCAGACAUCAACGUCGCAAUUUCACGGCACAUUCCAUGAGAUCACCGCGCAACAGGCCCAGACGAUACCUGUAAGGUCGGAUAAUGAGUUAAGAGCUAUGCAGAUGCAAUCCUACUUCCAUCUCAAAUCGAGCAGUACAAGCUCAAGCCAGGCCCAAGUACUCAGCUGGACGCCGGAGGCGCUUUCAAGUCUAGUACCAUGGGAAUUCUGCUACGAAGAAACGCCCGAACGAGCACAGGAUCUAGUGGCUUUCGCAAUGUACUCUGAGCCAGUCGAGCCAUCUUCAAUGCUGCAUGCACUGAACGGAUCUAUCGUACACAUUAUCCAAUCCACAUCUGCUGCAGUUCCAGGCUCGCUUCCACGGACCCAGAAAUUUGGUAUUCCAUAUCUCCCCGAGUCCGCGCGCACAGGAAUGGUGGAGCCGCUGGAUCCUCGAACGACGAGACUAAUCUGCACGGCGAUGAUUCGGGGCUUCAAUCCGGAGAAGAAGAUUGUAGAAGUGCUGGUACCAAAGACACACGAGUCGCUGCUAUACAACUUGUCACCCGAGAGGACUAUCUUUGUAGGCGGAUGCUGCGACGUGCCAGAAUGGGCCUACUUGGAGGACGCAUAUGCGCAGGAAGAAGCGAGGAAAUCGACGACAGGUGUUGGUAAUCUACCCGUUUGGGUCGAGAAGGAUGACCUUGUAGAUGGUAUGGGAUACCUCAGCACUGUACGGAGGGUGAGGAAGUUCCAGACGUGA